Molecule: messenger RNA, 537 nt
Organism: Micromonas commoda
Lineage: Eukaryota; Viridiplantae; Chlorophyta; Mamiellophyceae; Mamiellales; Mamiellaceae
Exons: 2
Coding region: 1-537 (178 amino acids)
Source: RefSeq, a predicted model, not a curated record
AUGGUCCGCUCGUUCCUGGCCACCGCCAGGGCGCAUCUGCAUAACAUGACCGUCAACUUCGGUCGCACGUGCAUGCCGUGGGGGCCGAAGCGAUCGCUCUUCGCGGGCGGAACCGGAGCGCUCUUCGUGGUGCCGGGGUUGGUGAUGUUCGCGCACGAUCCGGGCGCGCCGCACGCGGCGGCGUACCUCGCGGCGUUCGCGGCGCAGGCGGUGUUCAGCGUCAUGUCGGACUACGUGAUGACCGGGAGGAACAGCGUGUGGCACGGCGUGGAUCGGUGGUACGCGUCCGGCAUGACGGUGUUCAUGAUGUGGUUCGCCCACUCCGCGCUGUCCCCGGCGCACGUCUUCCUCGCCGCCCCGCCCCUGUUCUGCCUGUACAAGAGCAAAGACGCCAUCCUGCGGAACGACUUUAACACAUUCGCGCGUUGGCACGGGUGGUGGCACGUCACCGCCGUCGCCGCGGCGAGCCACUGCAUCGACCUCGCAAACGGGGGUGGGGGGUUGGGGGCGCGAGCGGUCGGGCGGCUCGAGCUGUAG